Molecule: messenger RNA, 2310 nt
Organism: Vigna umbellata (rice bean)
Lineage: Eukaryota; Viridiplantae; Streptophyta; Magnoliopsida; Fabales; Fabaceae
Source: RefSeq, a predicted model, not a curated record
UAUAUGCAUAGAUAAGCUUAAAAUAAGUGUUGAAUUAAGUUUUUUACUUGAUGCACUCUGCCAUUGUGUUGCUCAUGUUUAAUUGGGCCUUAGGAUUCAUGUUUACUAGAUGCACUUUGCAUUUGUGGUUUUGGAUGACUUUUGAAGUUUUUAUAAUACUUUUGUUCAUUGCUGGUGACAUUUUCAGGGCGACUUCACCUCCAUCAUUUGCAAUAGAGGUUUUUGUUCAUUGUGAGGGAGAGACGAGGUUUAGAAGACUUUGUCAGCCCUUUCUCUAUUCACAAUCUUCAUCAAAUGUACUAGAAGUAGAGGCUGUUGUUACAAGUCAUAUAGUUGUAAGGGGCAGCUAUCGCAGUCUGAGUAUGGUUAUAUAUGGCAACACAGCAGAGGAUCUGGGUCAGUUUAACAUUGAUAUUGAUGACAAUGCAUUGACUGAUCUUGUUGAUUCUACUGAGGGGAAGCUUGAAGACCUGCCACCUGCAUUACACUCUACUAAUUUUACAAUUCGUGAAUCACGUUCUUCUCUGAACGUGUUGUCUAUUCCUGUUCCUGCAACAAAUAUUUCUCUUGAAGUCAAUAUUUUUCUACAGUUGAUGCUAAAAAUUUUGAAGUUUUCAGAUCUUGGGGAUGCUGGUCAUAAAAUUGUAAAUACUGUAGUGUCUGCAAUCUCUUCUUACAUUUCCAGUGACAUAUGUGAAUCAAUCAGUGGGAGAUAUCAGAUGUGGAAGAGAUCUGAGAAUUUGGAAGAGUUGCACAGUGCAAUUAAUGAGGCAAGAAAAGAGCUUCUUGAGGUUUAUAAGGUUCUUCAUGAGAAAUCUAGGAGUGAAUCUGCCGAUUGUUCAUCAGAGGGCAAUUAUCUUGAAAUGGAUGUUGAAAUGUUGGAUUCCAAAACGUUAGUGGAUAUGUUUAACCAGUACUUUCACUUCCAAACACACUCUUCAUGUAUAGGGGAUCACUUCCUUUCUCAGAGGGAGCAUGCCUUUUUAGGAUUGAGCAUGUUUUAUUUGCUAUGUUCUGCUAGAGAGAGUUGUUUUCAGUUUGUUAGUAGUGGGGGAAUGGAGCACCUGAGGGUGUUCUUUUCCAAGGAUGGGCAAAAUUCUACUACUGUUAUGCUACUGCUUCUUGGUGUUAUAGAGCGGGCUACUAGGUAUUCAGUGGGAUGUGAAGCCUUUUUAGGUUGGUGGCCUCGGGAAGAUGAAAGUAUUCCCUCUGGUAUCAGUGAAGGUUACAGCCAUUUGGUGAAAUUGAUAUUGUCAAAACCUCGGCAUGAUGUUGCUUCUCUUGCAACCUAUUUGCUUCAUCGCUUACGGUUUUAUGAAAUUGUUUCUAGAUAUGAGUCAGCAGUUCUUUCUGUGCUGGAAAAUGUCAGUACUGUUGGCAGGAUUACAGAUGCCACACUGAAUAUGCUCAGCUCAGCUGAAAUUUUGCUCAGAAAGCUCCUGAAAUUGAUAAAUUCGCGUGGUCCAACUGAAGAUCCUUCUCCCAUAGCUUGUGCAAGCAGAUCACUGAUUACUGGUCAAACAGAUGGAUUGUUGUCAUAUAAAACAACUUCCAGCUUGAUAAGCUCUUCAAGUUGUUGCUUUUCAGAUUCAGAUAUUGAUUCACAUUUAUUGGGGCUUUUGAAGGAGAGGGGUUUUCUUUCAUUAUCAACUGCAUUGUUGUCAUCAUCUGUAUUGCGUUCGGAGAGUGGCCAUGUCUUGGAACUCUUCAUGGAUGUCACAUCAUCAGUUGAGGCUGUGAUCCUGUCUUUCCUUUUUAGUCGUGCAGGCUUGAUAUUCCUUUUGCAGGAUGCUGAACUUUCGAGUACACUAAUACUUGCUCUUAGGGGUGGUCACCGAGGCAAUAAGGAAAAUUGUAUUCCUCUUCAAUAUGCUUCCAUUUUGAUUUCAAAGGGUUUCUUUUGUAGUCCACUGGAGAUAGGAAUGAUAAUUGAGAUGCAUUUAAAAAUGGCCAAUGUCACUGACAGUCUGCUUUCAUCGAAUCCACAGUCAGAAGAGUUCCUAUGGAUUGUCUGGGAACUCUCUAUACUUUCACGAUCUGAUUGUGGGCGUCAGACAUUAUUUCCUGAGAUGACAAUUGAUGAGGUGAAGCGCACUGCACAACAACAAAUGAACAGAACAUUAAAGGAUCAUGCCGGGUUAUAUUCUCUGUCUUGCUCUAUUAUAUAUGUGAGCCACAAGAUCAAAUCAAGGUAGCAAAAUUUGACUUUGAGAGGGUGGCCACUCACUAUAUUUGAUGACACAUUUCUAAUGGAGCAACAUGUCAUAAAGGAUGUUUGGGAGCAGUGGACUGCAUUUUUUUUAACCAUUU